CCAGCGUCCCAUAUUUAGCGUUGAAAUUAGCAGGUUACGAGUUGUGUGGGAUAGACCACCUAAUUAAGACCCCUCAAAGGAUGGCGAAACAAAAGGUUGGGCGAUGUCAACUGACACUGAGACGUACUUAUUUUUUAAAACAUAAGUAUAUAUAACAUAUUGUUCUACAGGGUACACAAACAACCUUUUAGUAUCCGCGAAUGUGAGGUUAUCCUACAAGUUAAUGAGAAGGCGUUCGUUAUCAUAGGUUGUGUUCCCUUAAGGUUACCAUAGCAACAGCGUUUUCUGCGUAACCGAAAAAAAAUCUGGUCGCACGUUGACUAAAGUACUACUCUUACUAUUUAUUACUUUCGUUAUGUAUUUACGUAUAACUAAUAUUUAAAUGGCAGUCAUCAAACUACAGUUUGGGUCGCGCUUACGUUACAUGAACCUCAACCGAUUUUUUUCUUUCCAAAUUCUAACAGGAAUUCCUUUGUAAGGUUGACAGCUUGAAAGUAUCCGAAUAAUUAGCGCUCUUGAAAAUUAGGCUGAAAAAAGUCAGGAAAACUUAUCUUUCACUUUACAACCUCGGUCAAAAAGGUGCAUCACUUCCUGUGAAAGGGAAAACAACUGGCCACACUUGUCACCUGACCCUAAAAAUGAAUUAAAAGUGAAAGGCUGCUGCCCACAAUGGUCUGUUUUCUCUCAACAAAAGGCCUGUGAGUGAGUCUCUUUGAAUGGGAUGAGCCCAGUGUGUCUGACGUCCUGGGAGAGUUCCAGGAGCUGCGGAUGAAUUCCGCACGAAGGCGCUGAGGCUCCAGUCAGACUGACGCCGCUGCUCUCGGUCCAUCCAAACACGCGCGCUGUACACCUCCAGUCGGCGCGAGAUUCAGCGCUCGGCUGUUUCGCGGAAUUACCCGACAACUCUGAUCGUUUUUCGACUCGGCACAUUAAGAUAAAAACGUCUGACUGCCUGACGAAAAAUCACUGUCAGGGGGUUUAUUCUAUACCCGCCUGUAUCUUGUCUGUAGAGGAAUAAACUGAGGCUCCUGGGUUGGAGUGAGUUAAAAGAGAUCUGCCCCAAGCUUUGAGAAAAAUCCAGUCCCUGGUGUCGCCCCAUCCCAUGAUGCACUCCACCACAUCCAUCACAUCCCUCUUCUCCUUCACUAGUCCAGCUGUGAAAAGGUUGCUGGGCUGGAAACAAGGAGAUGAGGAGGAAAAGUGGGCAGAAAAAGCUGUGGAUUCCCUCGUAAAGAAGCUCAAGAAGAAGAAAGGGGCCAUGGAGGAACUGGAAAAGGCUCUGAGCUCUCCUGGCCAGCCCAGUAAAUGUGUUACUAUCCCUCGAUCCCUGGAUGGAAGGCUCCAGGUGUCCCAUCGUAAAGGUCUGCCGCAUGUUAUCUACUGCAGAGUGUGGCGCUGGCCGGAUCUUCAGUCCCACCAUGAGCUCAAAGCACUGGACUGCUGCGAGUUUCCUUUCGGCUCUAAACAAAAGGAGAUCUGCAUCAAUCCAUACCAUUACCGCCGUGUGGAGACACCAGUUCUACCUCCGGUCCUUGUGCCACGCCACAGUGAGUUCAAUCCCCAGCAUAGCUUGUUGGCAAAGUUCCGGAAUGCUUCCCUACACAACGAGCCUCUCAUGCCCCAAAAUGCCACUUACCCAGACUCCUUCCCUGUGAUGCCCUGUAGCUCAUUCUCUUCAUCUCCCUCUAGCUCUUUAAACCAGUCCCCGGCUGCACACAGCUACCCCAACUCCCCCAGCAGUGCCACUGACUCUGGGAGCCCCUUCCAAAUUACAGCAGAGACGCCUCCACCACCCUACAGUAUAAUGGAGACCACUCCAUCUGAGGAUGUGAAACCUGGAGAGACCUCCAACCCCAAUAAACUCAUUCUGUCAGCCCCGCAUAGAGACUUGAGGCCAGUGUGUUAUGAGGAACCAGAAUACUGGUGUUCAGUGGCGUAUUAUGAACUAAACAACAGGGUGGGUGAGACGUUCCAUGCCUCUUCCAGGAGCAUCCUCGUGGACGGCUUCACGGACCCCUCCAACAACAAGAACCGCUUCUGCCUCGGAUUACUAUCCAACGUCAACCGAAACUCCACCAUUGAACACACUCGCAGACACAUAGGCAAAGGUGUGCACUUGUAUUACGUCGGAGGGGAGGUGUACGCAGAGUGUCUGAGUGACAGCAGUAUUUUCGUACAGAGUCGGAACUGUAACUACCAGCACGGUUUCCAUCCCACCACUGUCUGCAAGAUCCCGAGUGGAUGCAGCCUGAAGAUCUUCAACAACCAGCUGUUUGCCCAGCUGCUGUCUCAGUCGGUAAAUCAUGGCUUCGAGGUGGUGUAUGAACUUACCAAGAUGUGCACCAUCAGGAUGAGCUUUGUCAAGGGCUGGGGAGCAGAAUACCACCGUCAGGACGUCACCAGUACCCCCUGCUGGAUAGAAAUCCACCUGCACGGGCCGCUGCAGUGGCUAGACAAAGUUCUGACCCAGAUGGGCUCCCCACACAAUCCUAUUUCCUCUGUGUCCUAAUGCAUUACAGAACAAGAGGAAUAUAGUUCUCCUAUAGACAUUUAUAGCACUCCCCAAGACACAUAAUGCUCUUUCUCUUGUUAAAGUAUCUUUUCAGUGGAUUUUAUGGUACUUCUAUAGGAUCAGCCAGGAAAUAUGUACAAUAUCAUGCUGUUAAAUAAGCAGUGGUUAGAUAAAUGUUACAUUUAUAUAUAAACACUACUACUUCAGAGCAUGUAGUAGCUGAGAUAAAUUCAGACAGAAUCUUUCUAAUAGGAAGCCAAAGAAAUGUUAGUAGGAUGUUACUUGAUCUAGAAUUGUUUUAUUUAUGUCUUAUUUUUGCUAAUAUGUGCCUUUUAUAACAUUUCAUGUUGUAUUUCAUUUGCGUCAGCUUUCUUGAUCUAGUUUAUUUUCUAACCCAAACACAAAUAUGAAAAAGUUGAACAAUUCAUAAGUAUUAAUGCUUUUAAAGCUGAGAGCCACAGGUUAUCAGUUUUCACAAGAUCAAUAAAACUUCAUUUGAUAGCUCUUA
This is a messenger RNA of Carassius auratus (goldfish), 3020 nucleotides long. RefSeq names its product mothers against decapentaplegic homolog 9-like. The coding region runs from base 1103 to 2509 and encodes 468 amino acids. NCBI's taxonomy places the organism in Eukaryota, Metazoa, Chordata, Actinopteri, Cypriniformes, Cyprinidae. Gene Ontology annotation, molecular function: I-SMAD binding; DNA-binding transcription factor activity, RNA polymerase II-specific; RNA polymerase II cis-regulatory region sequence-specific DNA binding. The transcript has 7 exons. The record is from RefSeq and is a predicted model, not a curated record. Gene Ontology annotation, biological process: cell differentiation; anatomical structure morphogenesis; transforming growth factor beta receptor signaling pathway. Gene Ontology annotation, cellular component: heteromeric SMAD protein complex.